UUGGCUGGGGGCUGGAUGUGCGCCCCCGCGGGUUCCCGGGAAUCUGGGAGCGGCCGCUGAGCCGCGGCGCGGGCGGAAAGUUUGUCUUCGCCCCGUGCAGCCUCACCCCGCAGGGCCGCCCAGGGGCGUCCUCCAUGAUCACCCGCGUCUUCAGCGUGCGCGUGUGGGCCCCGGUGGGCGUCUUGACUUCGCUGGCGUACUGCGUCCACCAGCGGCGGGUGGCCCGGGCCGAGACCCCUGGGGCGCCUGGCCAGCGUCCCGUCGACCGGAGUCUGCUGGAGUUGAAAAUGGUGCAGGUCGUGUUCCGACACGGGGCGCGGAGUCCUCUCAAGCCGCUCCCGCGGGAGCAGGCAGAGUGGAAUCUCCAGCUAUUAGACGUCCCACCCCAAACUCAGUUUGAUUACACUGUCACCAAUCUAGCUGGUGGCCUGAAACCACAUUCUCCUUUCGACUCUCAGUACCGUAAGACCGUACUCAAGGGAGGCAUGUUUGCUGGACAGCUGACUAAUGUGGGCAUGCAGCAGAUGUUUGCUCUAGGACAGAGGCUGAGGAAGAGCUAUGUGGAGGAUAUCCCCUUUCUUUCACCAACCUUCAAUCCACUGGAGGUCUUUGUUCGUUCCACUAAUAUAUAUCGGAAUCUGGAGUCUACCCGAUGUUUGCUGGCUGGGCUUUUCCAAAGUCAGAAAGAAGGACCCAUCGUCAUCCACACUGAUGAAGCAAGCUCUGAAGUCUUGUACCCCAACUACCAGAACUGCUGGAGCCUGCAGGAGAGAACCAGAGGCCGGAGGCAGGCUGCCUGUUUGCAGCCAGGAAUCUCCGAGGAUUUGCAAAAGGUGAAGGAAGGGAUGGGCAUUGCCAGUAAUGACGGAGUAGACUUCCUCAGCCUCUUUGACAAUGUGGCUGCUGAGCAGGUGCACAGCCUCCCAAGCUGCCCCACACUGAGGAGAUUUGCACAGAUGAUUGAGCAGAGAGCUGUGGACACAGCCUUGUAUGUUAUGCAGAGGGAAGACAGGGAGAGCCUUCAGAUGGCAGUUGGCCCAUUCCUCCACAUCCUGGACAGCAACCUGCGGAAAGUCAUGGACCCUGCCACUGCACCAGGCAAGACCAGUGCCUGGAACCUGGCUGGGGGCACAGAUUGGGAAUGUGACGUGUCCUGGGCAUUUGCUGAACAGAGUGUGAUCUGCAGGUGAACAGCUUCACCGCUACUGGGGGAGCUUCUAGAUUUGGACUGACCUAUUGAAUCAGGAUCUGCAUUUUAACAAGAUCCCCAGGGGUUUAUGCACACACUGCUGUUGAAGCGCUGUUGUAGGCGGCCUUCUUUAGAGAGAUUGUACAUAGCUAGAAAUUCACGAACGUGGGAACAGUAGGGGACAGUGAGGUGACAUAGGAACAUUCAGGAACUUUGGGCCAGAUUUAUAAUAGCAGAUCAUACCAGUGCCCUUCCCUGUCCUUCACAGCACCUGCAGUGACAGUACAUUUCUCACUGGCCCUGGCCACCUUGCCCCCCUUGACUUUGUAUCUGUAGAAUACUACAGGGUCCAGUGUUAGUCUUCUAGUUUAAGAGUCAACACAUAGGGGCGCCUGGGUGGCUCAGUCUGUUGAGCAUCUGACUCUUGGUUUUGGCUCAGGUCAUGAUCUCACAGUUCCUGAGUUUGAGCCCCACGACGGGCUCCAUGCUGACAGAGCAGAGCCUGUCUAGGAUUCUCUCUCCUUCUCUGCCCCUCCCCUGCUCACACAUGUGUGCGCGCUCUCUCUCGAAAUAAACUAAAAAAAAAAAAAAAGUCAACACAUGAAAUCCUUGAUUUUUAAAGAGAUAGAUACAGGGGAUGGGCAGAUAAAGAUAAAAAUGGCACCUUUCUUACUGAUUAAAGCCCUUUGGAGAAUAUAUUGAAGGCCAAACAGGCUUAUUAAUAUUCCUUUGAAAUGAACUUAAUUCCCCCGAACUGCAAGCCUCCCCAGCAAGGAGGAGCAUGCUGUACUACACUCAUCACACAGCUGAGAGCAGGAGGGACAUUUGCCACAGGCAGGCAGGUCCCAAGGGGAGAAGAGAGGUAGGACCAAGCGACCCAUGCUCGGUUUCUACUUCAAAACUUCACCAGGGGAGGAGUGAGUGGGUGGGUGGGCAAGCAGGUGGGCAGGAAGGGAAAGGCCAGCUAUCCCAGUGGGGAUCCCUCCUCAUGAAAAUAUGAGAGUGGCAUCAGGGUUCCCCCAGCAUCUACUUCAAAGCAGUUUUCCAUCAGGCUCACUGAUAAGUGUCAAAGGAGGCAGACAUCAUCCUGGUCUUCUGAGUCCUGAGGGAAAGGCCUAUAGAGAACUGUUU
Neofelis nebulosa (Clouded leopard) is the source of this 2320-nucleotide messenger RNA. It is a transcript of the gene ACP6, whose product is annotated as acid phosphatase 6, lysophosphatidic. Gene Ontology annotation, molecular function: phosphatase activity. The record is from RefSeq and is a predicted model, not a curated record. Gene Ontology annotation, biological process: dephosphorylation. Lineage: Eukaryota; Metazoa; Chordata; Mammalia; Carnivora; Felidae. The transcript has 9 exons. Bases 135 to 1190 code for a protein of 351 amino acids.